CAAUCUGUUACAAAAUAAAUAUCAUGUUGACUUUAAAUCAGCCACAAUUCUUUUAGGAUAUAAUUUUUUUGCAGCUUUUUAACUUGAGUUAUUCACUAAUUCUAUGCAAUUAAGAACACUUCAAUAUUCACUCAUACUGCAGCUAGAUGUCAUUACUUGGUUCUUGAGGUAUUAACUUAUUGUAUAUUUUGUAUUGAUUGUUUCUACAUGGUUAAUCACCUCUCCCCACUGCUCAUUAUGAGCUAAUUUUAGUUUCAAAAUAAGUCAAAUUUCUUUUGAUGAAUAUCAUAUCAAAUGAGUUUGUAGGAUGCUUGUGUCAUAAAACUUGGUUCUAACUUCAGUUUUUUAAGUAUUCUAGUUCAAUCAAGCUCAUAAACACACUGCUUGUUAAUUGUAAAUAAUUAAUAAUCUAGUCAUAUAUUUCCUAGCAUUCUUGAGUUUCUAUUAGUCAAAGUUUUUGUUUUAUAUUUUGAAAAGUCCUCACAAUUACUCAGGGCUAUUUCUAGUAAGGCAACUAUAAAGAUAUUAAAACUUUUCACUAUUUCUUAACACAUUCAGUGCAAAACGACCCACAGGCAGGUCAUUUAUUAAAAUGAAUUAAAUUCACAAUUGAAUCACACAUGUUUAUAUUUUUGCUAUUUAUAGUACAUUAUGUUGAGAAUAAAAUGUAGAGGUUUGAAAUAAUAAAAAAUGUGUUUAACUAUUGUAUUUGAAUACUAGAAGAGUAUAUUAAUUACUUCAAAUUAGAAAUUUCAAUUGGUACCUACUCCACAAGAGUUGCACCAGCAGGCAGUUGGCAAUUUCAUUAACUGCAUUCAAUGUAUUAAUCUUUAUCUGCCUACAGAUGUGUGGCUUAUAAAUAUCACCAUCCUGUUAAAGGGUUAAACAAGUCUCCAGUGCUGCACAAUAAUGCCAGCAAACAAUGAAUGAAAAGUUUCACUUAAGCUCAGUGUAUGGAGUUUGCAAUCAUGGCAAGUAACACAUUCAAUUCUGGGGUUGUUGUGCAACCACUUCCUGCUGCUGCCGUGGGGAGAGGCUGCGGUGCUGAGCCAAGCCUCGCUCAUAUUUGUGCUGAUGUUGUUGAAGAUUCAGAUGCUGCUGCUCUUGCUUCAGGCCCUGAAGUUACAACUGAGAACAUCAAGAAAGAGAUGGAGGCUGUGUAUGUGAAAGAGGAGCCAUCACAAUAUUAUGAUGAGGCUUGUUCAAGUGAUCACCCUAGUCCUGGAGGUCAUCAUGACUCACUUCCACCAUCUCAUCAUGACCCACUUCCCCUAUCUCAUCAUGACCCACUUCCACCAUCUCAUCAUGACCCACUUCCUCUAUCCCCAUCUUGCUGGCCUGGCAAGAUGGAGGAGCCGUGUAAGGCUCUUGAUCUACUCGACGCUGGUCCAAGUCCCUCGUUCACUAAUAUUGUAACAAAACAAUUGUGCAGCAGCGGCGAGUCGUCCCCUGCUGUGGGAGCUGCAGCAGCAGCUGGUGGCGCUGGCCUGGUCUCUGCAUCAUCCAGCUCCAAGCAGCUACAUGUUCAGCAUAAACAUCUAACUGAUAGAAAAUUUCACUGCCUUGAUUGCAAAUUUGUUGGUUUUCGAAAGGCUAGCCUAAUAAAUCAUAUUCGUCUCAAGCAUUUUGCAGAAAAAGAUUUCCAUUGCUCUGAGUGCCAAUAUUCAUGUGCCACACAAAACCGUCUAAAUGAACAUAUUCUUUAUAAACACUCAACAAAGAAACCUCAUCAAUGUCCUCAUUGCAUUUAUUCAUGCGUCACACAACACCAUCUAAAUCGCCAUAUUCUUUAUAGGCAUUCAAAAGAGAAGCCUUUUCAGUGUUCACAAUGUGACUAUGCUUGUGUUGCUCAGCAACGUCUUGAGGAACAUAUUCUUCAUAAACAUUCAACAAUGAAGCCUUUCCAAUGUUCAGACUGCGAAUAUGCUUGUGUUACACAGAAACAUUUAAACCGACAUAUUCUGUAUAAACAUUCAAAUGAGAGACCUUUCCACUGUCAUCUGUGUAAAUACACGGGUGUUACUCGUCGAGAUUUGAAUGGACAUAUUUUUCGUAAUCAUUCAGAAGCUAAACCACCUCACCUCUGAGAUCAUAAAUGAUUUAAUAAUUCAUUGUUUAAUUGGAAUUUUUGCCAACUUGGUUAAUUUUUCGUAUAUGAUUUAAUUAUUCAUGAUUUUAUUGGGAUUUUUACCAACUUGGUUAAUUUUUUGGCAGCCACGGUUGAUCGCGGCGUGGUUGUUAUUGAAAUAUUAGUUGUCAUGUUUGGGAUAAAUUCAGAGUUACUUUGCAAAUAAGAAACAAAACAUCCAGUGCAUUGAAAUUGAAGCAGGUAAUGCUUGGUCGUGAUAAUAAGUGGGUUCUUCAAUUGUAUCAUCUUUACAACGCUUCUCUUUAACUUCACUUCUUAUUGUUUGUCUGUCUGCUGCAAAUCUUA
Molecule: messenger RNA, 2434 nt
Organism: Hyalella azteca
Lineage: Eukaryota; Metazoa; Arthropoda; Malacostraca; Amphipoda; Hyalellidae
Product: transcriptional repressor CTCF-like
Exons: 5
Coding region: 954-2087 (377 amino acids)
Biological process (GO): regulation of transcription by RNA polymerase II
Molecular function (GO): RNA polymerase II transcription regulatory region sequence-specific DNA binding; DNA-binding transcription factor activity, RNA polymerase II-specific
Source: RefSeq, a predicted model, not a curated record